Helobdella robusta is the source of this 1260-nucleotide messenger RNA. RefSeq lists its product as hypothetical. Gene Ontology annotation, molecular function: protein binding. The transcript has 8 exons. The record is from RefSeq and is a predicted model, not a curated record. The annotation marks the transcript as partial. NCBI's taxonomy places the organism in Eukaryota, Metazoa, Annelida, Clitellata, Rhynchobdellida, Glossiphoniidae.
UACGAGUUGAGGUUGACGAAUAAUAGUGGUGAGGUUUCUGCAGAAGUAUCGAUUAAAGUCAUUUCUGCCCCGAGCUCACCACGUCAGCUGGCAGUUCGUGAUAUCUUUAAAGAGAAAUGUCGUUUGAGGUGGGAGGAACCUGAUGACGAUGGAGGCGUCGGCAUCGAAAAAUACAUUAUUGAAGUUCAUGACGUCACCGACAACAAGAAGCGUACGAUCACGGAAUCGAGCAAGCAAUGCAUCGUGAAUAAUUUGGCACCUGGCCAUUUGUACAAGUUCAAGGUGAAGGCCGUUAACGCCGAAGGAGAGAGUGAUUGGCUGCUCGGAGAGGAUGAGACUCUGGCUAAAGAUCCGUGGGGUGUUCAACCCGGCACUCCAGUCGUGAUAGAUUUUGAUAAGGACAGGGCCGAGAUUCAGUGGACGGCUUCGAAGAAAGAUGGCGGCAGUCCCAUCCUAAAGUACGUCAUCGAGAAGAGACAGAUCGGAAGCACGGAGUGGCAGACGGUCGGCAUGGUACCUCCGGAGGAACUGUGCGCUAUUGUUCCGGAUUUGCUGGAAGGGGAGCGCUACGAAUUCCGUGUUGUGAGCGUCAAUAAAGCGGGAAGAGGUGAAUACUCGGACCCAAGCGAACCAGUUACUAUAAAAGCCACAAAAAUUGCUGCCAAAAUUGAUCACACGAGUUAUGAAUCAUCGCUAAAAGUUAAAGCUGGACAUGAUUUCCAUCUUGAGAUUUUGUAUUACGGUCAGCCCGUACCGAUCGUUGAGUGGACAUCGAGUCAAGGGGAUCCGUUGAUAGAUGAUCCGGAUCAUUUCACAGUUAGAACGUCCCAAAAUUGUUCUAUGCUAUCCUGCAAGGAAUGUAAGAGGAAUCAUUCCUUGAAAUAUGUGGCUACUGUUAGAAAUAUGCAUGGUAGUGACAGCGCAACCAUUGAUGUACAUGUUGUCGACACUCCUGGCAAACCGACUGGAUCUUUGCAACUCUCGAAUAUUCGCAAGAGUAGUGUUGUACUGAAAUGGGAGCAUCCGGUCAAUACCGGUGGCAAACCGAUAACCAACUAUGUGGUCGAAAAGAGACAGAUGGAUCUAGGCGUCUGGGACCAGGUCAGCCAUUUUGUGCCCGCCACAACUUGCGAACUGAAAGUCGACAAGUUGCAGUCUGGCGAGGCUUACUUGUUCAGGAUUGCGGCAGAGAACGAAGAAGGAAGGAGUGAAUAUCUGGUCUGUGACGAGCCAGUGGUCGUCGAGAAUAAAUUUGGUUAG